Molecule: messenger RNA, 2937 nt
Organism: Metopolophium dirhodum (rose-grain aphid)
Lineage: Eukaryota; Metazoa; Arthropoda; Insecta; Hemiptera; Aphididae
Exons: 1
Coding region: 135-2624 (829 amino acids)
Biological process (GO): DNA integration
Molecular function (GO): nucleic acid binding
Source: RefSeq, a predicted model, not a curated record
UGUACAUUGUACGGUGUGUCCGAUACUCCGAUAUGUUAUCUGUAACGAUAAAUAUAUAUAUAUACAACAUUAUGUGAUUAUUAUGUGUGUCCGCCGUCGUGCGUAAUGAUAAAUAAAGCAGUCGUACUUUGUCAAUGCUCGUGUGUGUACCUUCGCCUAUCUUAUAUAUAAAAUACGUAACAUUUGGCGACGAAGAUGAAAAUUCGGUGAAAAUAUUAUUUAAUUUUCUUGUUGUGAUUAUAAUGUCGAAUAUUUCGCAAUACAUACCGGGUUCGGAAUCAUUCAGUAAUUAUUUAGAUCGAUUAAACGCGCAGUUGACCGUUUUAAAAGUUAAAGAGGCUGAUAAAAAGUCCUAUUUAAUCGCAUACAUUGGUUCGGAAGCAUAUAGUCAAUUAAAAGAUGCUUGUUUGCCGGAGGAACCACAAUUAAAGUCAUACGACGAGUUAGUGUCCAAAUUGGAAGAAAUAUAUUCACCACGUCGUCUUGUAGUGAGUGAAAGAUUUAUUUUUAACCAACGUACACAGAACCAGGGUGAGUCAACUCGGGAGUACAUAACAGCAUUAAAAAAAUUAUCAAGUUUUUGUGUAUUUGGUUCGUUUUUAAACGAUGCACUGCGAGAUCGGCUUAUUGUAGGGAUAAGUGAUGAAUCGUGUCAACGAAAAUUACUUGGUAUAGAGUCCCUAACGUUUGAAGAAGCAUGUAAAAUUGCUUUGGAUUCGGAGUUGGUUUGUAAUCAAACACAACAAAUGAACAAUAAAUCACAAGUAAAUUUUAUCAAUAAUGGGAAAAAUGUGUCUCGUCAAACACAUUCGUCAUCGAAGUCGGAACUCAAGUGGAACGGAAAUUCUGGUGGAAAACCGUGGUCUGGGAAGUCGUCAAAACCUGGUCAAAAAAAUGGUCAGUCAAUUCAGCACGGCAGUCAAAGUUCACGAAGUCUUAAGUUUGGUCAAUGCUAUAGAUGUGGAAGGAAGCACGAUGUCCGUACGUGUCCAGCCAGAGAGUGGGAAUGUUUUUCAUGUAAAUUAAAAGGUCAUACGUCGAAAAUGUGUAAGACAAAAAUUAAAAAUAAUUUAGAGUCUAUUGAUUUAGUAAAUAAUGUGUCUCAGAAUAGUGGGGGAAAUCCACUUGUGAUUAAAAUCAAAGUUAAUAAUAAGCUUAUUCCGUUUGAAGUAGAUAGUGGAGCGUCGGUUUCAGUUAUGCCGAUUAAAUAUUUUAAUAUGUAUUUUAAUAAUUCAUGUAAAUUAGAAAAAAAACAUAUUCAAUUAAGUUCUGUAAAUUGUGAACCAGUCAAGGUUUUAGGUCAAACACUUGUAAAUGUCGAGAUGUCAAAUCAAAAAAAUAUUAAACUAUAUUUAAUUAUAACGGAAAACUCUGUAAAAAAAGUUUUAGUAGGUCGAUCUUGGUUAGAUAAGUUAUAUUCAAACUGGAGAUCGAAUAUGUGUCUAAAUUGUAUAAGUAGUAAUACUGGGGAAAAUGCUUGUUCAAUUUUAUUAUUAGAAAAUUUACCUUUAACGUAUAAGGAAGUGAGCAAAAAAACGAGUACAGACGAAGUAUUAAAAGAAAUAAGUCAGUAUACGAAAGAAGGUUGGCCGGGGGUAAAGUCGUUAAAAUCAGAUUGCCAACAAUAUUAUAAAAGACGGGAAGAAUUAUCGUUAGUAAAUGACUGUUUGAUAUUAGGUAAUCGCGUAGUAAUUCCAAAGUCAUUAAGAGAAGACGUAUUAAUGUUAUUACAUAAAAACCAUCCGGGUAUUGUUCGUUCGAAAAUGCUCGCAAGGUCGUAUGUAUGGUGGCCUAAUAUCGAUAUUGAUAUAGAUAAGUUUAUUAAGACGUGUACGGAAUGCCAAUGUAAUCAAAACGAUAAGAAUGUUAGUGAGAAAGUGUAUAUUCCGUGGGAAAAUCCAUCAGAUUCUUGGAAAAGAAUACACAUCGAUUUUCUAGAAAUAAAUCAAGUUAAAUUAUUAAUCAUUGUUGACAGUUUUAGCAAAUGGAUUGAGUGUUUUGCAAUGGGAAGUACAACGGCUUCAAAAGUAAUCGAAGUUUUAGAAAAUUGUUUUUGUCGUUUUGGUUCCCCAGAGAUAAUGGUAACCGAUAAUGGUCCACCUUUUGGCGCAAAUGAAUUUAAAGCAUAUUGUGAGAAAAAUUGUAUAAAACUAGUACAUUCGCCGCCAUACAAUCCAGAGUCUAAUGGGUUGGCAGAGCGAGGAGUGCAAACGAUAAAAAAAUUAUUAAUAAAGAGUUUGUGUGUAGAGAGAGAUGUAAAAAGAAUACAAUCAAAAAUUAAUAAUAUUUUAGUAUCAUAUCGUAACACACCAACAACAAGCACAGGUUGUAGUCCGUCAGAUUUAAUAUAUAAUUUUAAACCAAAAAAUCAUUUGUCCAUAUUAAAACCACCAAAUAUUGUAGAAAAGAAUAAAAAUAUUAAUGUUACUAAGUACGAAAUAAAUGAUAAAGUUCUUGUUCGAAAUAAUUCAAAAGGGCAGAAAUGGUUAACUGGACGUAUAAUGAAAAUGUUGGGAACGUGCAGUUAUUUAGUCCGGGUUGGUGAUAAAAUCAGAUUAAUGCAUGUAAACAAAUUGAAAAAGAGUUAUUUAAAUGAUGAGGUACAUCCAAGGGAACUUGAAUAAUAAAAAAAAAAAAAAAAAAAAAUAUAUUGUUUAUCUAUUUAAAUUUUUAAGUUAUAUUUAUUAUGUAUUGUGUAAAAUUGUAAAUGUUAAAUCAUUAUUAUUAUUUUCUAAAUUGUAUGAAUUUUGUAUAAGUUAAUUUAUUGUACUAAAAUUAUAUAGAAGGGAAAGAUGUUAUGUAUGUACAUUGUACGGUGUGUCCGAUACUCCGAUAUGUUAUCUGUAACGAUAAAUAUAUAUAUAUACAACAUUAUGUGAUUAUUAUGUGUGUCCGCCGUCGUGCGUAAUGAUAAAUAAAGCAGUCGUACUUUGUCAA